GUAAUAAUUGCCCUUGCAGAAAAAAACCGGUCCCACAUUCCUUACCGAAACUCUAUGAUGACCUCAGUGCUGAGAGACAGCCUAGGAGGAAACUGCAUGACUACCAUGAUAGCAACACUCUCUAUAGACAAAAGAAACAUAGAUGAAUCUAUAUCAACCUGCAGAUUUGCACAGCGAGUUGCUCUUAUUAAGAAUGAAGCAGUUCUUAAUGAAGAAAUUGACCCCAGAUUGAUGAUUGUCCAGCUGAAGAAGGAGAUCCAGGAGUUGAAGGAUGAGCUGGCACUGGUGACUGGCAAGCAAAGAACGUCAGAGCUUUCCCAAGAAGAGCUACUUCAGUUGGAUGAGUUAAUUGAAACAUUUCUUGAAGAUGAUGAUCCUGAUAGCACUCUGGAUGUUGGCGCUGACAUGCGCAAGAUCAAGUAUUGCUUUGUUCAUGUGAAGCAACUAAUGAAUAAUUCAAAGAUUUCUGACAAAAAAAUGCUCUCACAACACAUCUCUGAAGAGAAAGACACUAACAAAGAAGCAGGAGAAGAAUUGAAAAAACUGAAAGAACUUCUGCAGCAAAGAGACAAUGAAAUCAAUAUCCUGGUAAAUAUGCUAAAAAAAGAAAAAAAGAAAGCUCAAGAUUCUCUUUUCCAUCUUAAUGCUGCCUCUGCUGGUUCUACAGUCUUGGAGCAGUCUCUUUCCAUAAACUUGGAAGAAAGUCAGAGCCCAUCUAGCUGUUUUAGUCUCAAAGAGGCAAAAGAUUUCAGCUCUUCAGUUCACAGACUACCUUUUCUUUCCAGACAAACAGGAGGAAAGAUGUCACUUGGAUGUCAGGAAGCUUUUGAGGUUUUCAAGCGGGACCAUGCUGACAGUAUAACCAUUGAGGACAACAAACAGCUUCUAAAACUGAGGUUUGCUGAAGCUAUGUGCCUUGGAGAAAAAUUAAAUGAAGUGAGAAAUAAAAUAAACCAUCUGAAAGGAGAAAUAACCCAGAGGCACAUUCAGAGGGCAGCUCUAGCUGUUUCCAAUCCUUCUGAAGAACUAAAUAUGCUCGAUCCUGUAGAAGAGGAACUUCGAACAAAAAUUGAAGAAGAAAAAAAAAGUUAUAAAUCAAUGUUCAAUCGCUUGAAAGGGCUGAAGGUAGAGAUUGAGCACCUGCAACUUCUUAUGGAAAAAGUCAAGAUGAAGCUGCAAAAAGACUUUGAAAUGUGGUGGUCUGAAGAGACAACAAAUCUACAGGUCCAGCAGGAAAAGCCAGAGAUGGUUAGCUCACCAAAUACCACGAUUGUUUAUCCCCAGUUUAUCAAAUCCUUGCAACAUCUACCAACUAACAGUUUUUCAGACACCACAAGGGUCAGCCCUAAUGAAGAUCCAGCUGGGAAAAACAGUACAAUCACUUCUAGUAACCCAACUUCAAAAACAAGGACCCCACCAAGUUCAUCUAUUCCUCUGACUGGAGACAGCCAGGCUGAUGCUGACAUCCUAGCUUUCAUUAAAGCAAGACAGAACAUCCUGCAAAAGAAAGCUGGUACAAAUUUAACGGUAACAAUUGACACCAAAUAA
This is a messenger RNA of Phaethon lepturus (White-tailed tropicbird), 1548 nucleotides long. It is a transcript of the gene KIF6, whose product is annotated as kinesin family member 6. The record is from RefSeq and is a predicted model, not a curated record. The transcript is spliced from 15 exons. Lineage: Eukaryota; Metazoa; Chordata; Aves; Phaethontiformes; Phaethontidae. Gene Ontology annotation, biological process: microtubule-based movement. Gene Ontology annotation, molecular function: microtubule binding; microtubule motor activity; ATP binding. The annotation marks the transcript as partial.